AUGGCUGCUGCAGUGGAGGAAGCCCUGAAAAAAGCCGCGCUGGCAGAGGCCGAGAACGCCGUCAAAGCACGAGAGGCCACCCUCGCCCAUGUGGGCUAUCCCAACUUUGGGAAGUCGGACCAUGAAAAGCUGGAGCCAGACGACUGGAGGCACACGGAUCGAAGAGAUGACAUAACUUCUGCAGAGCUGCAGCUUGCAAAGCGCUGUCAUGGGGCGCAUAUUGAGACGCUUUCACAGGAGGUGACGGCCGUGGGAUCGCAUUAUUUGCUCAUCCACUACGAUGUGCCCUACCUGAAUGCAGAGACCUUCAGACUAAAAGUCUGUGGCCUGGUGGAGAAGGAGCUGUCCUUGUCCUUGCCGGAAAUUCGGAGCCGGCCGAGUACAACUCAGGCCGUGCUGAUGGCCUGUGCAGGUACCGGGCGCAUGUCGCAGAAGCACCGGUUCUGGACCCACGUGCCCUGGGGCGUGGACUCUUUCGGCUGUGCGGAAUGGACAGGUUGCAGUCUAGCUGAUCUGCUCAAGGAAGCGGGCCUGAAACCCGGAGCAAAGCAGGUCAUCUUCACCGGUGCAGACAAGGGUGUCGAGGGCGGCAAGGUGCAGCAUUUCCAACGCUCCCUCUCUGUAGAUGACGCCUUGCUGGGCCAUGUCAUGCUGGUCUAUCGCAUGAACGGUGAAGACUUGAAGCCUGCGCAUGGGGCGCCCUUGCGCAUCAUUGUUCCGGGCUGGUAUGGUAUGGCCUCGGUCAAAUGGCUGACGAGUAUCGAAAUCACAGAGGGCGGAUGGUGGGGACACCAGAUGGAGGCCUAUUCCUUCCGGCGAGCGGCCGAUGAUCCCGGCCGGGUGCCCCUCACACAGCUGCCGGUGCGUGCGCUGAUGGCCCCACCAGGCUUUCCUGACUUCUUCUCGCGAGCGCGGGUGGUCGCUCCGGGCACGCAUCGGGUCGUGGGGAAGGUCUGGGCUGGUGCAGUCGAAAUCGACCGUGUGGAGUUCUCCGCUGACCAUGGGAAGACGUGGGCCAAAGCCACUUUGGAGAGGAAGACCGGCUUGUUUGGGUGGGCUACGUGGCACUAUGAUUGGGUAACUCCUGCAGAGGGCACCUGCAUCUUGAAGUGCCGCGGCUUCGAUGCCAAGGGACGGAGCCAGGACGAGCCUGGCGACGAUGAUUUCAACUGGACGGGCAUGGGGGACACGCAGCCCCAGAUGGUGUAUGUCCGCAUCGAUCCUGCUGCAGAGACGACGGGUUCCCAGAUCAACCUUAUUCCAGAGACCCGGGCUUCGAAAAGCGCCCUGAACGUUGCCACGGCAGACGGGGCACCGCUGGAGGCCGAAUUGGUUGAUGCCUUGUACAGAUCACCAGGCAGCCAGUGA
This is a messenger RNA of Symbiodinium sp. CCMP2592, 1368 nucleotides long. The record is from the annotation of a GenBank genome assembly. NCBI's taxonomy places the organism in Eukaryota, Dinophyceae, Suessiales, Symbiodiniaceae.